AUGGCCGCCGUGGCGCUGGGUCCUCUUGGGCGUGCUCUGCGCUUGCGGAGCUGGCUUUCGGAGACUUGGCUGACUCACAUGAGAGACACCCACCACCGAGCUUCUUUGCUGUCCUUCUGGGAACUCAUUCCGAUGAGAGCAGAACCUCUUCGAAAGAAGAAGAAAGUAGAUCCUAAAAGAGACCAAGCAGCAAAGGACCGUUUGAAGAAGAGGAUCCGACGACUGGAAAAAGCUAGCCAAGAACUAAUUCCCAUAGAAGAUUUUAUUACCCCGGUGAAGUUCUUAGAUAAAGCGAGACAGCGGCCUCAGGUCGAGCUCCCCUUUGAGGAGACUGAGAGGAGAGCGCUGCUUCUGAAGAAGUGGUCCCUGUACAAGCAGCAAGAGCAGGAGAUGGAGAGGGCCGCCGUCAAGUCGUUGCUGGAAGCCCAGCAGGAGGCACUGCAGGAGCUGUGCCUCGCCUCCCCAGAGCUCCACGCAGAGGCCAUCAAGCGGGACCCCAGACUGCUCCCUUUUGAAAGCGAAGGGCCACAUCACACACCACCAGUCCCUAACUACCAGCCCCCUGAAGGCAAGUACAACAACAUCACCAAGGUGUACACACAGGUACAGUUCAAGAGAUAA
Molecule: messenger RNA, 621 nt
Organism: Orycteropus afer afer
Lineage: Eukaryota; Metazoa; Chordata; Mammalia; Tubulidentata; Orycteropodidae
Gene: MRPL40
Product: mitochondrial ribosomal protein L40
Exons: 4
Coding region: 1-621 (206 amino acids)
Cellular component (GO): mitochondrial large ribosomal subunit; mitochondrial ribosome
Source: RefSeq, a predicted model, not a curated record